UGGACAACUUUUAGUUUUUGCUGUUGGUUCGUGGUACACUCCUCGCUCGUAUUAACACUCACUGCAAAAAGAUAAUAACAAUAAUUUUAUGUAGUCUAGCAGAGCUUGAUUCACAGGUAGCAUCAUUUCAACUAACCUUAAUUAAGCUAUUAUUUACUCUUGGUUUAACGAUUUAUUAGACUUUAUGAUUACUUGUAUUCGCUGCAUCUACAUAACAUAUAUGUGCCGUAUGGUGUUAUAAUUGAGACGAGUUUACUGAUCCAGAGAGGAUAGUUGAAUUGAAAGUGUGUGUUACGUUAAAAGUUUCGACUUAUUGUAUUGGUGAUUUAAGUCGUGUAUACUCCAUAUUUAUUCGCCAACAUGGAGCGAGGAAUCUAUAAACGAAUUUUACACUGUGGUUUGGUUAUCGCGUCAUUGGUCAUAGUGAGCGCAAUACCGGUCGAGGAAGAGCUAAGGAUCUCACCCAAGGAGCUGGCUGCUUUGCAACAGUACAAGCAAAUUAUCCUUCCUAGACUCAAGCACGACUAUAUGAAGACAGACCUCUAUCUAAUAAGGUUUCUCAGGGCUGCUAACUUGAAUUUAAAGGACGCUGAGCAGCGUAUGAUUGAUAACUUAAAGUUUCGAGAGGAGAAUAACCUUGAAGGGAUACUUAGUGAGGAUUGGUCCGAUAUAGAAAACGACUAUCCAUACAGUACAGACACCGUAGACAAGGAAGGACGACCAAUUGUCUCAUUUUCCCUGGGUGAUUGGGACUUGCGGAAGGGCAUUGUCCAAGGAAAACGUGACCGUGUGAUCCGCUACUUGGACAAGGCUUUCGAGGACGUUGCUCUCCAAAUCCGGGAGAAACAGGCGAGAGGAGAAAAUGUGACGCAGGCCAUUUUUCUGAUCAACCUGGCUAAUUUUAAUUUGGCUCAACAAGGAUGCUUUCAAUGUUUGCCAACAAUUUAUCAGUACUUUCUCCACCAAGUACACUUCCCAAAUCUUUCAGAUAAAAUUAUCCUAGUGAAUACUCCAGGGUUGUUUGAAACCGUGCUUCAACUCCUUCAGCCCAUCAUGGCUCCAGAGACAAGAGUUGCGCUGAGAGUUUUUGGUCCAGAUAAGGACAAGUGGCGAAAUUAUCUGUACUCCUUAGUAGACAAGAAUCAACUUUAUACAGAAUUCGGUGGAACACGACGACAUCCUUAUUAGCUAAAUAAAGUUAUCAAGUGAAUAGGAUGCUUCGAACAUACGAUUACAGAUACUGAUAGUUAUUAUUACGAAGUAUACAUUUCAGACCAAUCUCCAAUUGAUACAUUAAUUUUCAAUAUUCAAAAAACAAAUGGUCAAUGUCAAGUUCUUACCAAGUGAACUAAAUAAAUAAUAAUACAUUCACUUCAUACAAA
This is a messenger RNA of Folsomia candida, 1382 nucleotides long. Its product is annotated as phosphatidylinositol/phosphatidylcholine transfer protein SFH2. The coding region runs from base 361 to 1188 and encodes 275 amino acids. The transcript has 8 exons. Gene Ontology annotation, cellular component: cytoplasm. The record is from RefSeq and is a predicted model, not a curated record. Lineage: Eukaryota; Metazoa; Arthropoda; Collembola; Entomobryomorpha; Isotomidae.